AGGUUGAAACGUUUGUCAUAAACUGUCAACAGAGCAAGCAGCAGUGAGUUCAGUUUCAUACAAAAAUUACUUCGUUUGAGCGUCGCAGUAGCCCACACAAUACCGGUCAUCGUCCCUACAGAACAGAUGUUACAGUAACUAAUGAGUAGCUGGGCUCACUUCAUGGGGUUAAAGUUGAACCCUUCAGCCCCCUCAUCUUAUUCAGCCCAUUCAUCCAGCCACACCCAUUCUUGAAGCACAAAGGAUUGGAAGGCCACAAGAGAGACAUGAGUGGUACAGUCUGCCAGAUCACAAUAAUUACUGAUCCAGGUAUCCCUUACUUCCUGCGAGUGGAUUGGGCAGUAGACCUGGGUGCUGGGUUCACAGUAGCUCUCACUGAUGGCAGCUCAGCGUGGAUUGGAGAAGUUUCAGAAGAUGAAUUGACAAAGGAGGCAAAUGAAUUGGGAGUCACAAGGGAAAGAUAUGUUGAGGAUCUUCUUCAAGUCCUAACAAGAAGUAAAGAUGGAAGGAGAGGAAGCGACAAGGAGGAGCAUUCUUUCCACCUUACUCCAGAUCACAGUCAUCUCUCAUAUCAGAAGAUCUCUAAUGAUAUCUCGGUGCAUUUGGGCUCUGUGGAGCUCCAGCCAGCUCCAGAUCCUCUAGAGCUGAACCGGGAGAUGAUUGGCCAGUCCCUAAAGCGUAGCACAGAUCUGGAGUCAGAAAACUGCCAGCUGUUGGCGGAGAACUGUAGACUGAAACAGGAGCACCAGCGAAUAGUCACAGAGCUGGAGCUGCAGGUUCAGGGUAAGGAGAUGUUGGAGAGGGAGCUGUACUCAUGUUUUGUCAUGGUGCUGAAGGAAAAGAAGGCAAAGAUCAGAGGCCUCCAGGAUGUUUGCCGCCAGCUCCAACAGACCACUGGCCAGCAGAGAGAUGAAGAGAUGAGACAAAGUGACAAUGACGCAACUCAGGGUGAAGAUGGCAGUCAGGACAGAGGAGAGUUCAGUUCAGUUCAGAGCAUCCAUCCAUCUCAGGAGCCAACUAUCCUCAUCACAGGUCGUAAUCUUGUGUGCCAUGGUAUGUCUGUGGACUGGACUUUUUCUGAUGAUGAAGACGAACAACCGAAGCAGAAGCACAGGUUGCUGCAAACACCAACCCCGGAACCUAUUGAGCAGGAAUAAAAUCAGAGAUGAUAUCCAGGACUCAUCAACAUGAUUAAAGCCCUAAAUCUAAGGGUUUUGUGAUGAACAGGUUUUCUUGAUCCCUAUCCAGCUAUGUGGUAGGCUAGUCAGCCCUCAACUCGAUACACACAACCAAAACAGUGGCAACCAAGCAACAGUGACCUGGACGUGUACGCAGAUUUGAUGCCAGAUUUUGUCCAAGAUUGUGAAAGCAGUUUUCAGAAAGCAAGAGCAUGUUACUGCCAUCUGUUUUGCCUUAACUGUGAUAAAUACCUGCCACAGCUCUCAUGAGACACUUGCUGCUUGUCUCUCAUCUUCAAUAAAUCAAAAGAUGAACAAUUAA
Messenger RNA from Xiphias gladius (swordfish), 1500 nucleotides. Its product is annotated as DNA repair protein XRCC4-like. NCBI's taxonomy places the organism in Eukaryota, Metazoa, Chordata, Actinopteri, Istiophoriformes, Xiphiidae. The record is from RefSeq and is a predicted model, not a curated record. Bases 267 to 1157 code for a protein of 296 amino acids. Gene Ontology annotation, cellular component: DNA ligase IV complex; DNA-dependent protein kinase-DNA ligase 4 complex; nucleus. The transcript has 9 exons. Gene Ontology annotation, biological process: double-strand break repair via nonhomologous end joining; immunoglobulin V(D)J recombination; positive regulation of ligase activity. Gene Ontology annotation, molecular function: DNA binding.